UGAGUAACGGAGUCAUUAUCUACUUAUCAACAUUGAAUCGAGAAGUGAUGAUGAUGGUUAGGCCUCUCUUGGGCCCAAAUCAAAAUUCCUUAGCCACCACUUAUAAGCAAAUAAGAAGCAACCAUGAAGCUUCUCUCUACAUUAUAGGAAGCUCACCAAGAAAAACCCCUCCCACUGAGCUCUCACUAUCACACACACUUAUAUAGCAAACAUCAAUGGAUGCUCAGUUGAUGAUCAUGGCUGAUGAUCACAGCUACCCCAUCAAGCCCGGCUCGUCUCUCGGCCAGGCCCACGAACCGGGCUUCGAGGUUUCAGAUUUCUUUGAGUUCAACGACUGGAUUGAGGAGGCCCCGUCGUUCUCUUCUCCUCUCUCCGCUGCUUCGUAUGAUUCUCAGAAUCCGAGCUAUACGCCUAAUGCCGGCUCGAGUUGGAGCAGCAGCAGCAGCAGCAGCAGUUUUCUUGAAGGGGCCAUCACUAUGUUAUCAGGAGACAGUGGCUGUGGGAGAGAGAAGGAGAAAGUUGCUUUCAAGACCAAGUCUGAAGUUGAGGUUCUUGAUGAUGGUUUCAAAUGGAGAAAGUAUGGGAAGAAGAUGGUGAAAAACAGCCCAAAUCCUAGGAACUACUAUAGAUGUUCAGUAGAAGGAUGCCCUGUGAAGAAGAGAGUAGAGAGAGACAACGAGGAUCCACUCUAUGUUGUGACAACCUAUGAAGGCAUUCACAACCACAAAGGUCCUCAUCAAGUGUGAUUUUCAGACAUGGAAAAUCUUCACACAAAAAAAAUCUAUAUCUGUACUAUGUAGUAAGUAGUUUAGACGGCCCCGGCUAAUUUUAGGAGACGACGGGAGCUCUCAGAGUUUACCUGAGUUCGUAGAUGAUGGUGGGGCGCUCUGACCAUGUAUGAUCAACAAACCUUCAGUAUUUUGGCUGUUAGAAGAAGUUCAUUUUGUAUGAUGAACACAUUAGAUUUUUUCUUGCAUUUGAUAUGAAUAAACUCAAGUUGAAAUCA
This is a messenger RNA of Salvia miltiorrhiza (redroot sage), 1006 nucleotides long. Its product is annotated as probable WRKY transcription factor 50. Bases 216 to 746 code for a protein of 176 amino acids. The record is from RefSeq and is a predicted model, not a curated record. The transcript is spliced from 3 exons. Gene Ontology annotation, molecular function: DNA-binding transcription factor activity; sequence-specific DNA binding. Gene Ontology annotation, biological process: regulation of DNA-templated transcription. NCBI's taxonomy places the organism in Eukaryota, Viridiplantae, Streptophyta, Magnoliopsida, Lamiales, Lamiaceae.